Messenger RNA from Colletotrichum spaethianum, 408 nucleotides. RefSeq lists its product as uncharacterized. Lineage: Eukaryota; Fungi; Ascomycota; Sordariomycetes; Glomerellales; Glomerellaceae. The coding region runs from base 1 to 408 and encodes 135 amino acids. The record is from RefSeq and is a predicted model, not a curated record. The transcript has a single exon.
AUGACGGACGCAUCCGACUCCGAUCGCGAGCCUCCCACCGCCACGCAAAAGGGAAAGCAGCCCGAGACGCCCGAGAAUGGCGACACCUCCGCCGGCGCCCUUGCGGAAGCAGCUGUGAACAAGGUAGAGCAGGGAACCGGAGAUGGCUCAGCCGCCGAUCAUGACAAGGAGGACGAGGACAGCGACGAGGACGACGAGGACGACGAGGACGACGAUGAAGACGAAGACGACGAUGACGACGAUGAGGAUGAUGAGGAGGACGAAGAGCCUCGACUCAAAUAUGCCCGCCUCACACAACACCUGGGACCCAUCUACCGCAAUGGCGAUGCUACGAGUUCGUUCCUUGUUGCUGGUGAUAAGAUGGUACCGCCGCCCUCCGCGUACAUCGUCUCAUCGCCCGCAUGCUGA